AUGAGCAUGGCUAAAGUUGUUACCAUUUUUUUGCUCGUUGAACUAGUUUUCAUCGGAGCCUCAGAACUCAAGGAAACAGAUCUUUUGGAGAAAUAUAAGCGACUAAGCCACCUACGUCCCCUGGGAGUGGAAUUCGCUGAACACUUUCGACAUGUUUUCAUCGAGGAUUUGUCUUUGGAUUCUAAAACAGGAUUGCCGAGACAAGAGGAACUAUUAUGCAUGGCAGAUAUGGCACUGCUUAUAAAGAGCUUAGCAGAUGGAAACUAUUGGGCCCUAAAGAUGAUCGAUGCUUGGGGUUCCAUUCCCUCGGGGCUGCUUUAUGGAAAUUUUUACGAUUUGGGAAAUUAUGAUGAGUGUCUCAAGAUCAGUCAGCAGAUCACAAGCGAUCAUAGGAUUCAAGGAAAGUACUGCUUUCUCUCAGCAUCCUUUGCUGAACUUCUCGGUAUUGCGGCCUUAAAGGCAAAACCAGUAAAUAUAGCCAUUUGCUUUCCGGCCUCGUGUUCACCUGCUCAAAUGGAAGGAUUUGUAGGACAGUUUCUUCAGGGAGUGCUGGGCUCGAAUAGUUCCACCAGUUUAAGUAUCAGUGAAGCUACUUGCCAGACAAUAGACGCCAAACCUUGGGAUGGCUUGACCAUAUUCACUGUAGUGGUCUUAUCUAUAAUGGCUUCCAUCGUGGCCUUCUUCACUCUAUAUGACUACUUUUUGGGUAAAGAAGAUGAACCAUCAGCACUGGUAAAAGCUUUUUCUGCUAGAGCCAACUCUCGAGUUCUUUUUCGCUGUGUGGAUGGUAAAUCUAAUCCAAAUGUAAUAGAUUGUCUUCACGGCAUCCGAUGCAUGUCCAUUAUUUGGGUAGUCUAUUCCCAUGUCAACUUGUAUUUUAUCACCAUGCCCAAUAUGAACCUCGCAGAUUUGAUUCCGUGGGCUGAAAAACCCUUUUCCAAUGUUGUCCUACACGGUGUAUUCUCUGUGGAUUCCUUUUUCUUCCUCGGGGGUUUGUUAGUAGCAAUGAUUGCUCUGCGUUCGAUGGAUAAAUCCAAUGGAAAAUUAAAUGCACCACUUAUGUAUCUGCAUCGCUUGAUAAGAAUCCUACCAGUUUUGGCCAUGGCCAUUCUUAUCUACAUGAAGGUCAUGCCACUUGUUUCUGGUGGCCCCCUGUUUUACAGUGGAUUCCAAGGAAAAGAGGCUUGUGAAAAAGGCUGGUUUUGGACCUUGUUGUUCAUUCAAAACUAUGCAACAACGGAUAUAUGCCUUAGUCAUACUUGGUACUUGGCAGUGGACAUGCAGCUGUAUAUCAUUUCCCCGAUUCUACUGAUCGGUCUUUACAAAUGGGGAAACAAGGCAGCUGCCCUAGUGGUUAUACUUAUUCUUUUGCUUUCUGGUUGUCUUUUUGCCACGAUGAUGAUCAACAAUUUCUCCUUUUUGAUCAAGAAUACGAGUGGCGGAGAUAUGGCCAAUCACAAGCUGUAUCAGGCAACACAUAGACAUGCAGCUCCUUGGUUGAUUGGAUUUCUAUUUGGAUACUUCUUACAUCUGAAUAGAGGUAGAAAGUUCCAUCUGAGUUGGUUGGCAGUAUAUACUGGAUGGACCAUUAGCCUAGCCUUACUUGGAACAUCGCUUUUCGCUCUCUACCCGGCAUCCAAGUGGAGUGCUCCUGCAUUGUCCACUCUGGAGGAAUCCCUCUAUUACACCCUUACUCGACUGGCCUGGCCCAUUUCCCUAUGCUGGAUAGUGUUUGCCUGUAUGCAGGGUUACGGAGGCCUUGCCAAUAGCUUCUUAUCAUCCCCACUGUGGCAACCACUUUCAAGGCUCUCAUACUCCGUUUAUAUAUGGCAUAUGUUCAUCGUGGAGGUGAAUUGCAAAAACGUUAGAACCAGUACAUAUUUCUCAAACUACACUGCGAUGCAAAAGUUCUGGUCAGACUUUGGCUUUACCGUUCUGUUCUCUUACGUGUUUUACCUCAUUAUUGAAGCACCUUUGGGAGGAUUUGACGGUCUACUAAAACCGAAAAGAAAGUCUGCUGAGGAUAUGCCUAGUCCUUCUUCUAAUAUAGUACCCGCCGAAACUCAGUCUAAUUUAAAAUCAGGGCUGAUUUUGGGACCACUAAAUCCGACUAAUUAG
Messenger RNA from Drosophila rhopaloa, 2118 nucleotides. RefSeq names its product nose resistant to fluoxetine protein 6-like. The coding region runs from base 1 to 2118 and encodes 705 amino acids. The transcript has 8 exons. The record is from RefSeq and is a predicted model, not a curated record. Lineage: Eukaryota; Metazoa; Arthropoda; Insecta; Diptera; Drosophilidae. Gene Ontology annotation, molecular function: acyltransferase activity, transferring groups other than amino-acyl groups.